Cyprinodon variegatus (sheepshead minnow) is the source of this 7633-nucleotide messenger RNA. It is a transcript of the gene nfat5b, whose product is annotated as nuclear factor of activated T-cells 5-like. The record is from RefSeq and is a predicted model, not a curated record. The transcript is spliced from 13 exons. Gene Ontology annotation, cellular component: transcription regulator complex. Lineage: Eukaryota; Metazoa; Chordata; Actinopteri; Cyprinodontiformes; Cyprinodontidae. The coding region runs from base 210 to 4283 and encodes 1357 amino acids. Gene Ontology annotation, biological process: regulation of transcription by RNA polymerase II; calcineurin-NFAT signaling cascade; cytokine production. Gene Ontology annotation, molecular function: DNA-binding transcription factor activity, RNA polymerase II-specific; RNA polymerase II cis-regulatory region sequence-specific DNA binding; transcription factor binding.
AUGAGUCGUGGGCGGAUCGAAGGGGGACUCACAGGCCGAGGAGCAAUGCAGAUAGUUAGCCUACAGUAGCGACAGAAAAAAAAACUCCAUCUGAAACUGUUGCUCGUUCCUAACAACUUCUGUAAUUCCUGCUGGUAACACGGGGAACAGGGCUGCUGACACUGUAAGUGACCGAAAGUGAGCGGCGGUUUCCAGCCAGAGGGAUUGCGAUGCCCUCUGACUUUAUCUCCCUCUUCAACGGGGACCUCGACCUCAAUUCUCCCAGAUCCCUGUACUCUAAAGAGUCAGUGUAUGACCUUCUUGCCGGUGAGCUGCAGUUGCCUCCCACCACUCAGCAGCACCCAGAAGUCAUGAGUCAAAAGAGCGGCGGAGAGGCAGGCCCUCUCCCUUCAGCUCCUCUAGCAUCAGAUGCCUUGUCCUCUUCUCUGACCACGAAAGGCCCUCGCAGUGCUUUUUCCACCAUCUCCAGCACCACCAUGCAUUCCAGCACUUCAACCAGUGACCCGAACUCGGCUCACAGCAGAAAUGUCGAUUCUGAGGACAGCAGGAGCAGCCGAGUGGUACCAGAGAUCAUUGGAGCCGAGUGUGGUAGUGGGAAAAGCAGCAACGGGGAGCUGUCCGGAGGACGAGGUGCAGCUUCACAGGAUGGCCAGGCACACCAUCUACUGACACCGUCCAAGCGCAACAUCCUCAACAUCUCCCCUCCUCCACAAGACCUGUUUGAUGAUAGCCACAUGUCCUGCCAGGGUGACGCAGCACCCUUGGACUCUGAGCAGAGUAACAGCAUCUGGAUGGAGGACUCCAUGUCAAACUUCAGCGUCAUGAGCACUUCUUCUUACAACGACAACACCGAGGUGCCACGAAAGGCCCGCAAGCGUACGCCUCGACAGAAGCCGGGACCUAAGGCUCUGCGCACAGUAGAAGCCAGCAUGGAUGUCUUCAAUGCAGACAGCGCCAAAGCCCCACACUUUGUCCUGUCUCAGCUCGGCCCAGAGAGCAAGACGUCAGCUAAAGGAAGCUCUGAUGAUCCUCAGACAACUAAUCAAAAGGGAUCAACCUUGACAAUGCAGUUCCCAUCCAAGUGUGAGGGGAAGGAGCUUAAAAUCCUUGUCCAGCCUGAGACUCAGCACCGGGCCCGCUACCUAACCGAAGGCAGCAGAGGCUCAGUAAAGGACCGCACCCAGCAAGGCUUUCCCACUAUAAAGCUGGAGGGUGUGACUGAACCAGUGGUUCUCCAGGUGUUUGUUGGAAACGACGCUGGGCGCGUGAAGCCGCAUGGAUUUUACCAAGCCUGCAGAGUUACCGGUCGCAACACCACUGCAUGCAAGGAGGUUGAUAUUGAUGGCACAACUGUGAUUGAAGUGUCCCUUGACCCAAGCACAAACAUGACACUGGCGGUGGACUGUGUUGGGAUCUUAAAGCUCCGUAAUGCAGAUGUCGAAGCUCGUAUCGGCGUCGCCGGGUCAAAGAAGAAAAGCACACGUGCUCGCUUGGUGUUUCGGGUCAACGUACCCCGCUCAGAUGGAUCAGUGCUCACUCUGCAGACUCCCUCCUCUCCAAUCCUUUGCACUCAGCCUGCAGGGCUGCCAGAGAUAUUGAAGAAGUCCCUGCACACUGGUUCGGUGAGGGGCGGAGAAGAAGUUUUUAUCAUUGGCAAAAACUUUUUGAAAGACACUAAAAUCAUAUUUCAAGAAAAUGUAAUAGAUGAGAAGUCGUGGAAGUCAGAAGCUGAAAUUGACAUGGAGCUGUUUCACCAGAAUCACCUGAUCGUGAAGGUACCCCCGUACCACAACCAGGCCAUCACCUCUCCUGUCUGUGUUGGAAUCUAUGUGGUGACAAACGCUGGCAGGUCCCAUGAUGUUCAGCCAUUCACCUACACUCCAGAUGCUGACAAUCUUGCAGUACAAAAUGAAAUUCCUGUAAAGAAGGAGAUGCCCUCUCCAGUUAAGACCUGUUCUUAUGAUGAGCAAAUCAAAGCUGUAGAUAGUGCCUUAAUGCCUUCGUUGCUGUCUUUAGUAAAGAGAGAAGAUAUCACCCCGAUGGAAGUGACAAACAACCUACAGGCCUCUGGAGUAUUUAAGCAGAAUGGAGAUCUUAGUGCAUCCCCACCCAAUCAAGAUGUAGAAACAUCACGUCUAAAUAACAACAUAGUCUUCAACAAUAACCUGCCUCAAUCUGCAGGUGAUCAAGAUAAAACCAAGGCUGCUGCUUUUACCAAUGUUGAACCUUUAAGCACCAUCCAGAAACAGGAUAUUGCCACUAGCAACUCAUUCCCUUUGCCUGCAGAGUCUUUGCUCUCACAAGGCACCCAGCAGUUCCUCUUGGAGCCCAGAGACGGUCUCAUGCGGGAGAGGUCAGGCAGCACUUCUGGAGGAGUAUCCAGGCUCUGUGUUGAACCUGCCCCCCAGCAGCCACAGCUGCCGCUCUUUCCCCCAGAUGAGGUUGCACAGCUGGAGGAGGCCGUGAGACAACUUAAAGCGAAAGGAUAUUGUAACUUACCCAUCCAGGCAGAAAACCCUAUCGCCGAACAGCAACAAAUCCAGCAACAGCAACAAAUCCAGCAACAGCAACAAAUCCAGCAACAGCAACAAAUCCAGCAACAGAUUCAAAACCAGCAAAUUCAACAGCAGCAAAUUCAACAGCAGCAAAUUCAACAGCAGCAAAUUCAACAGCAGCAAAUUCAACAACAGCAAAUUCAACAGCAGCAAAUUCAGCAGCAGCAGCAGCAACAACACAUCCAACACCAACAGCAGAUGCAAAACCAACAGAUUCAGCAGCAGCAGCAACAACAGCAGCAGCAGCAGGUUUUGGAGAAUUUACAACUCUUCCAGUCUCAGAUGCAGAUGCAGUGUGGCAUGUUUCAGGAUGCUGCGCAGGCCAAGAGCUCAGACCUGCAAGGUUCCCCACAGGGAGUGGUGACAAACCAGGCAUCACUUUACCCACCAGAGCAACAGCAGCAAAAUCAGCAGCAGCAACAGGCUGCCCUGUUUCAGCAGGCAAAUGACAUCUGUUCUAUGCAAACCGGCUUCCUCCAGCAGACCCCCACCCAUGCCUCACCAACCAUGUUCCACAAUCCCAGUCCUUUGGCUGAAACACAAGAUCCACAGGGAUCUAUUUUUCAGAAACCGUCCCAGGAGCAAGUCCAGGCUGCUCUUUUCCAGAACACCAUGACAGUGCUGCAGUCUCAAGAGCAACAACAAUCUCCCACACUUUUCCUUCCCCAAACACCGCUGCCCACCGGGCUUACAACUGGAAGUUCACAACAACAGCAGCAGCAGCAGGAGCAGCAGCUGGCCUUCCUCAAUGCUCUACAAUCCUCAUCCCCUGAACAGCAACCAGUAUUUCAGAACCAGGCCCAAAUGCCCCCCAUGCAGCAGAGAAGCCCCAUGGAGCAGCAGCAGUCACCUCAGCCUCCGCCACUUCCACAGCCUUCCCCACAGACGGCCAUGUUUCAGAACAUUUCUCCUCAUUCAUCUCCAAACACGCUUUCUCCUGGGCAGCCGCAGCAACAGCAGCCUGGCUUAAUGUUCUGCAACAACAACCUGUCCCCACAACCCCAAUCCUCCAACCUCAUCUUUACCAGUCAAGGCCAAAUGCCUCCCCUUACUACCAGCAGUCUGGUUCCACAGGACUCCCAAACCCCCUCUUUGCUGUUUUCCCAGGCCAGUAUGGUGACUGUAAAUCAGCAGAGCCAGCCUGAGCCCAUGGCUUUAGGGAAUCCCACCACUUCACCACAGCAAGUCAUGUUUCAGGAGCAGCAGCCAAUGCAGAUAGGCAACAGCCCCAACAACCAACAGGAGCAGCCAGUGGGUCUCUUCAUCCCUCCAUCCAACAUGCCUCCCAUACAGGGGGGGAUGGCUGUGCAAGAGCUCUCACAGCCAUCCAUGUUUGCCUCCCAGAAUGGUGUGGCAAACCUUCCGACCACCACCUCCUCUCCUGGCCAGCAGCCAGGCAGUCUGUUUCAACACACCGUGAAUGGGAGCAUCAGUCAGCCCAGCCAGCCUCAACAGCCUGGCCUCUUCAUCUUCGGAAUGCAAAACGAAUGUGGCCAGCUGAUGAACAAUCCCGGAAACACGGUUUCAGAUCAGAUCAUAGCAAUCAGCCAGUCUGGUCAGAACCAGCAAGAAAGCGAGGCCCGCAUCCAGUCCCUGCUCAGCCAGUCUAUAUCCCAGUCUGGGACCGCUGCACAGGGCAGCAUGGAGGUCUCUCAGAACAUGGAAAAGAUCAAUGAUCUGCUUGUAAGCCUGCAUGAACCAGGCGGCCCUCUCCAGCGCUCAUUCUAAGUGUUAUUAAUGUUGGUAGAUUUUUUUUCUCUUUUUUUUUUCUUUUUUCAAAGAAAAUCUGCAAAUCUGGGGGGAAAAAACCUGUUAAAUAUGCAGAAAGAUCCAAAUGUUAGUGAUUAUUACAUCUGGUUCUGCUCCUGCAGCACCGAGGCUAGAUUCACACAAGUGCCGACCUUUAUUCAACCAGUCUCUUCAGCCAGAAAUAUUAACGACUAGUCUAAAUAAGAGGGACUUUUAAAUCAAACUGGAUCAUUUCUUUAUAUACUUAAGCCUAGAUUUAGGCAUGGGCUGACUACGACCAAGAAAGCAUCUUUUCUGAGACUUCCUUUUACUAAAACGCGUGAAAAUAGUGACUAACACCUGAUGAGUCUGAUCAGACAAGUAGAAUUCAAACGUUCUUUCACCUGAACUUUUUUUUUUUUUUUUUUUACUGUAAAUAGCUGCAAUGUGAUGCUAUCUAUAGCAUAGCCUUUUUUUUUUUUUUUUUUGUAAAAUAUUUCCCAAAGAGUUGGCAGUUUUUGUAAUAUAUUCUCCUUAGUUUUUUUUCUACUUUAUUUCAUUAUAUUGCAUUAAAGAUGGAAUGUUUUGUACAGCAGAUAGGGAAAGACGUUGCGGGGUAUGUUUGGUUAAACUGGAAGGUAGCUACUGAUGUAAAUGGUGCAGAUCAUCAUAAAAGGUCCGAGAUGGAAAAAGAAAGCAAAUAAAUAUGAAGUUGAAGAAGAACGGUAGAAAGCAACAAUAGAGGUUUAAUGUAACUUGCUUAAUGUUUGCAGUGUAAAGCCGUUGCCUUAAGUCUGUUGAUGGCAAUAAAUUCAGUCUAAAUCUCUGAAAUACCACAAAAGGAGAUUUUGAUUUUAUUUAUUAUAUGUUAAAUAAGCUUUUUAAGUGCUAUAUAAAUAUAGAUAUAUAUACUGAUGUAUUUACAAGAACGAUGUAGUCCAUUUUACUUUUUAAGCAAGCCUUUCAUUUUUCUAGGUUCAUGCUCAACAUUUUACACUGCAGUGAAAAUGACUAAACUAAGUGACAUGUUAUUGAAUAUGAAACAUUUUAUUUAUUUUUUUACAUUAUCUAUAGCAAGUUGCAAAACAUGAUUCAGAUAUACUAUCACUGCAGUCUGUUAAAAUGAUAAAUGUGGUUAUGGAUUACAGCCUACUUAAAAAAAAAAAAAAAGGGCAUUCACAACUAAAACGUUUGCCGUCUUUAUCCCAAGAUUAAAAAGCAAGGCCAGGUUUUUGUGGAAAAACAAAUGAGAAAAGCACCUUGAAUUUCAUUUGGUUUUAAUUCCGCAGUUUAAAUAAAUUUAUACUUAUUUAGUUUCUUUUUUUUUUUUUUUACUCAUGCGUCAUAUAAGCAGCCAUGUUGUAGCUGUUCAUUACCAGAUACCUAGUUUAUUUUUUUAAACCACAUAAGAAAAGGAACAAAUGUGCAUUCUUUUUCUCUUAGAACGUUUAUUUUUAUUGGUUAGUUCUAUAUGUAUCUUCACCCAUAUACAGAUGGAGCAUUAUUUACUUAGUGCAUCACUAUUUCAGUUUGAUGGUUAGAUCAUUGCUUAUUUUCAAUGUCUCUGUUCGGUCGGCGCACAAGAACUGGAGUAGUAUUCGUAAACCAGCUAGAAAUGAGCCAUUUUCUCUAGUUUUGUAAAUACGUUUAAUUAACUAAAUGUUUAGGUGGAGAGAUACGGUGUCUAUAGUUCUACAUCUGACACCUUAUUGCAUUAAAAUGCUGAAAUUGUGCAUGUUGAUCAGUGACCUUAACACCAAAGUUUGACUCAAUGUGCACAUCCUAAUAAAACGCCAGUUUUAUGGCUCAUUUUUAUUUUGUUUUUCCUUUUCUGUUUUAGGUAAUUUUCACUUUUAAGAUUUGCUUCUCGACAUACCAAAAUGCGUUUUGUCCAGUUGCUUCACUUCACCGUUUUAUUUUGGGGUUUUUUCAAUCAUCAAGACAAACAGCUUGAUUGUCUGUAGUUUUUUAUUAGGUGCAUACACAAACAAAAAUCUUUUAUAAUGGUAGCUAUAUUGAGCUGCUUUUUUGUUUGUUGUUUUUUGUUUUUUUUGUACAUGUUGGAUCUCAUACAUUAGGACCGUUACAUUUAAGAUUCACUUUAAAAUCUCAAACAGCUUUGGUGUUCGGACGGAGUUCAUGUAAACUUGACUAAUGUGAUUUGUGGAGCUAGGACGGUUAAAGUAUUGUUUUGUUUGUUCUUUUGUGGUGUUUUAAAGGGACCCUACUCCUGAAGGAAGCGUGACUUGGGAGAGAAUAGCUAUCUGGCUUGCUUCAACUUGUGAAAUAGCUGAACUUAUAUUUCAAAUGUUGAAUAUUUAUGAUUUUCUUUGCUUUUGUUUGUAGAAAGAUGAUUAUAAAUGUAUGUUUCCUUUUUUUAAUUUCUAUAUUAGGUGCAUUUUAGCAGAGAAAUAUAUCUAACUUAUUUGUGCACUGGUGGUUCUUAGAGUUGUGUCCUGCAGUCAUGGUUGUAUUCCCUCUUAAUUAUUGAGGAAUGUGAUUAUUGCCCCCCCACCCCCGCCUCACCCAUUUACCUGCUAACUCCUUUUCUUGCUGGGAGACCCCAAAACUGGGACCAGUCUGCCACUCGUGAGGAGGCCACCUUGUUCUACUGUGACUAAAGUGAAUGUUGCGUUUCUGCACUUGGUAAUAUUUUAAUCAAACCUGGAUCGGAGCUUAGAAUGUUUUUACAGGGUCAGUUAUACCAGAGUUUACUGACUUGCUUGUGAUCUAUAUUAGUCUCCAGUUCAAAUUUUUUUGUUUUUAUUAAGCAGAAAUUAAUCUUUUAACUUUGUUUUCCACUGAUGAGGAUAAUUAUGGCGACUGUAAUUUCCAAAUUCUCCAAAGUGCCUGAGUGUGUUCAUGUUGUGUUUGCAGCUGUUACUAAACUUUGGAAAACCUCAGAUUGGAAGAGAAUGAGGGUGAACCAUCUUGUGCUGCUGCUGGUGGUGCCUUUUUAAGGAGAGUGGAAUGUUUUAUAUACUAUGAAUGAUGAACAUACAAAUUUCUGUGCAUAGUAAUCCUGUAUAUACCACCUCUAUGUACAUAUUACACAUAUGCAAAAGAUUUUUUCCGACCAAAUAGUUUUUAGCAGGACGAUAUGACACCAUGCUGUCAGACUCAGUAUUCAUUAUGAAUGUACUGCUCAUUUUGUGAAUCAUUGAUUUAUAAAGAAAAAUCUUCCUUAUAUCCAGAAUGUUUUAGCUGAACGUACUAAAGAGGUAAUUACUUCUCUUGUCUGCGUACGUAUGUUUUAUUACUAUCUUUGCUGAGAUAUAGAAAAGGAGAUGAUUUUUUUUUUCAUGAAAGUUCUCAUAUUUUUAGCUAUUGCAUUUGAAGUUUUUUUUUUU